AUAUUGAAGGUAUGGCAGUAUUUUAAAAUUUAUGCGCCAUUCCAACUUGAUCGGUUGCACUUAGAUAACUGGAUUCGUUUCUGUUAAGAAGUAAGUCAUGUAGUCAUGAAGAUAAGAGUUAUGCAAUGAGUAAAACGGCAUUAGGUAACGAUGGGCCCCAAAUUUAAAUUUGCCAUCGAUCGAGGAGGCACUUUCACCGACGUCUUCGCAAAAUGUCCAAACGGCAGAGUUCUGGUACUGAAAUUGCUGUCAGAAGACCCUCAACACUAUAAAGAUGCCCCUACUGAAGGAAUUCGGCGUAUACUUCAAGAAGAAACUGGUAGGGCGUUGGAUUCCGAUGGAAAUAUUGACAGUUCACUCAUAGAAUGGAUCCGCAUGGGCACUACCGUCGCCACCAAUGCUCUGUUGGAAAGAAAAGGUGAAAAAAUGGCGUUCGUGACUAAUAAGGGCUUCCGAGACAUACUGUUGAUCGGAAAUCAGGCUAGGCCAAAGAUCUUUCAGUUGAAUAUUCAAAGACCGGAAAUCUUGUACGCCGAAGUGGUCGAAAUAGAUUGCAGAGUAAUUCCGGUGCUGGAGGGGAAGUGCGAGUUGGGGGAGGCGGCGACGAAGAACUGGCGCGUCGCGGACGGUAUCACCGGCGAAAAGUUCUACGUAAUUCGGGAGCUAAUUCGCGAACAGGUCGAACAGAGUUUGCUCGAAAUCAAACGGCGGGGGAUUGAGAGCAUUUCCGUCGCCCUCGCCCACGGCUAUUCGUUUCACGAUCACGAAAAUGAGAUAGGCAACAUAGCCAGAAGAAUAGGUUUUAAACAUGUUUCCUUAUCUCACGACGUGAUCAGCAUGGUACGGAUCGUACCUAGGGGUUUCACGUCGUGCGCCGAUGCUUACCUAACGCCCCAUGUCAAAAAGUACGUUGAAAACUUUUCUGAAGGAUUCAAGGACCAUCUGGAAGGUACCAGAGUGUUGUUUAUGCAGAGUGACGGGGGUUUGACUUCCAUGCACAACUUUAACGGAGCGAGGGCUAUUUUAUCCGGACCGGCUGGCGGUGUGGUUGGUUACGCAAUAACAACCCCAGAAACUGACCUGCCAGUCAUCGGUUUCGAUAUGGGCGGUACUUCCACCGACGUAUCUCGAUAUGCCGGCCAUUACGAACACGUAUACGAGAGUACCACUGCAGGAGUGACCAUUCAAUCGCCUCAAUUGGACGUCAACACUGUGGCCGCAGGUGGCGGUUCCAUGCUUUUCUUCAGGUCGGGACUAUUCGUGGUGGGUCCCGAGUCUGCAGGUGCUCAUCCGGGUCCUGUUUGUUACAAGAAAGGCGGACCGUUGACGGUAACCGACGCCAAUUUGGUUUUGGGUAGACUACUGCCUGAAUUUUUUCCGAAAAUAUUCGGUCCCAACGAAGAUUCCGCGCUCGAUAAAGAAGCAUCGUUUCGAGAGUUCCGGAAAUUAACCGAAGAAAUCAACACCUUUUUGCAAAGCCAAAAUGGAGACGGCGAUAAGGGUCCGAUGACACCAGAGCAAGUCGCGAUGGGUUUCGUCAAAGUCGCAAACGAAGCUAUGUGCAGACCAAUCAGAGCUUUAACCCAGGCAAAAGGCUACGACACCUCCAAGCACACCUUGGCUUGUUUCGGGGGCGCAGGGGGACAACACGCUUGCGCGAUUGCUCGAUCUCUUGGUAUGACCACGGUGCUUGUCCACAAAUACGCAGGUAUUUUAUCGGCGUACGGCAUGGCCUUGGCUGACGUCGUACACGAAGCUCAAGAGCCAAGCGGCAAAUCGUAUUCUGCAGAAAAUUUCGACUAUAUAGAUGCUCGAUUGGAGGCUCUGGAGCGAGAAUGUCGUUCUCAGUUGCGGAAACAGGGAUUCGCCGAUUCCCACAUUCGGCUGGAGCCGUAUCUUCAUCUGAGGUACGACGGUACCGAUUGCGCUUUGAUGUGCAGACCCACCAAACCUGAUGAGGGUACGGCAUCGUGCCCAAAACGCGGGGAUUUUAUUCGGACGUUCGUGGAGCGCUACCAGACCGAAUUCGGCUUCGUUAUACAAGGGCGAGAUGUGAUUGUGGAUGAUAUUAGGGUCAGGGGCGUAGGCAAAAGCGACGUCGACGACGAAACGUUAUUGCGGUCGAGCAAAGACGAUCCUGACCACGUCCUAACGACAAGAGUAUAUUUCGAAGGGGGUUUUCGGGACACCAAGGUGUUCCUUUUGGAAAAGCUUUUAUCCGGGCAGAUCCUCAAUGGCCCGGCAAUCGUCAUGGAUAAAUUGAGCACGAUUCUCAUAGAGCCAGAUUGUACAGGGACCAUUACCGAACACGGCGAUAUUCGAAUCGUAGUGAGCUCUGGCCAGACUAAAGGCGUGGGGACUUACUUGGAUCCCAUACAGCUGAGCAUAUUCAGUCAUCGGUUUAUGAGUAUUGCCGAGCAGAUGGGUCGAAUCCUGCAGAGGACAUCGAUUUCGACCAACAUCAAAGAGCGAUUGGACUUUUCCUGCGCUCUCUUCGGGGCGGACGGUGGGCUCGUUUCCAACGCUCCUCACAUUCCUGUACAUUUGGGGUCAAUGCAGGAAGCGGUCCAGUACCAAAUGAAGGCGAGAAAGAAAUUUUACGCCGGCGAUGUCAUCCUCACCAAUCAUCCAGGGGCGGGAGGGUCUCAUUUGCCAGAUUUUACCGUUAUCACGCCCGUGUUUCACGACGAUAGGGACGAACCGAUUUUCUUCGUAGCCAGUAGGGGCCAUCACGCGGAUAUAGGUGGCAUAACGCCGGGAUCGAUGCCGCCGCAUUCCACGACACUGAGCCAGGAAGGGGCCGCCUUUAAGUCCUUCCUCUUGGUGGACAAAGGAGGGUUCAGGGAAGAGGAGCUCGUUAAAAGGAUCAAGGAAGCCGGCGGCAGGAAUUUGCAGGACAACUUGUCCGAUCUGCGAGCCCAGGUCGCCGCCAAUAAGAAAGGAAUCGACUUGGUAUCCGAACUGAUCUCACAAUACGGCCUGGGGGUAGUCCAGGCUUACAUGGGCCACAUCCAGACGAACGCGGAAUUGGCCGUUAGGGAUAUGCUCCGUGAAAUUGCGAAAGAUACGGCGGCCAAGACCGGCGGCGGCGACGGCGUUUCCGUCCUCAGCUUUGUCGAUUACAUGGACGACGGAUCUCCGAUUUCCUUAAGAGUAUCUCUUGACCGUGAUUCGGGUUCAGCGUAUUGCGAUUUCGAGGGCUCCGGACCGGAAGUGUGGGGUAAUUGUAAUGCCCCGAAGGCGGUCACCCUGUCCGCCCUAAUUUAUUGCCUCAGGAGUAUGAUUGGUCAUGACAUCCCAUUAAAUCAGGGAUGUCUGGCGCCGGUCCGAGUCAAUAUUCCCGAAGGAACCAUCCUAAAUCCGGGAGACGAGGCGGCGGUCGUCGGCGGGAACGUUCUGACGUCGCAGCGCGUCGUCGACGUCGUCCUCGGCGCUUUCGAGGUCUGCGCUGCAUCCCAAGGUUGCAUGAACAACAUCACCUUUGGGAACGACUCUUGGGGCUGUUACGAAACCGUCGCCGGAGGCAGCGGCGCGGGACCGAGUUGGCACGGCUGUUCCGGAGUUCACACCCACAUGACCAACACGCGCAUCACCGACGUGGAAAUCCUGGAACGACGUUAUCCAGUUUACAUACGCGCAUUCAACCUGCGGAAGGGCAGCGGCGGAGCCGGCAAGUUUAAUGGUGGGGACGGGGUGCGCAGAGAAAUUAUGUUCAGGUCUUCGUUGACGUUAUCUGUGCUUACCGAGAGAAGAGCUUUGCAACCUUACGGAAUGGCAGGCGGAGAGGCAGGCGCCAGGGGACUCAAUCUACUCAUCAGAUCUGACGGCAGGACCAUUAAUCUCGGACCCAAAACGGCGGUGGAUGUAAAACCUGGUGACAUAUUUAGUCUGCACACACCUGGAGGCGGUGGAUACGGCACCCCGCCGAAACAUAAACUUCAUGAACCUCCAACCACGACGGUACAUAAUAAAGUUUUCGUCGAACGAGGCAGCGUUUUUGAAUAUCGUCAGGCGCAAGAAAGCGCUUGAUCGCAUUUCUGCCUCCAGUAGUCUCUGCUAAUAAAA
Molecule: messenger RNA, 4065 nt
Organism: Cylas formicarius (sweet potato weevil)
Lineage: Eukaryota; Metazoa; Arthropoda; Insecta; Coleoptera; Brentidae
Product: 5-oxoprolinase
Exons: 18
Coding region: 151-4029 (1292 amino acids)
Biological process (GO): glutathione metabolic process
Cellular component (GO): cytosol
Molecular function (GO): 5-oxoprolinase (ATP-hydrolyzing) activity
Source: RefSeq, a predicted model, not a curated record